GAGAAUAACUUGUUCAACAAGGAAGGAUUUGAUUUCAUAUCGGGGAAAAUGCAUUUGAAAAUUCUGGUUUUAAAUAUCCUCAUGUUAUGCUCACUAGACUGUGUUUACGGUCACGGCCGACUGAUUGAUCCACCAUCUCGUUCUACUAUGUGGAGAUACGGCUUCAGCAAUCCACCAAACUAUGACGACAACCAGCUUUACUGCGGCGGAGUUCAGGUUCAGUAUGAGCAAAACGGUGGGAAAUGUGGGUUGUGUGGAGAUAAUUGGGCCGGUGCACACGAAAACGAGGCUGGCGGGAAAUAUGCAAAUGGUAUAAUUGUUCGCACGUUCCAGCCGGGUCAGGUGAUGACAGUCGCCGUAGAGUUGACGGCAAAUCACAAGGGUUACUUCGAGUUCAAACUGUGUGUGAACGACGACCCGCGGAGGAAAGUCACACAAGACUGUCUUGACCAGUACGUACUUCAGGUCGUGAACCCUGACAUCCGAGGAACUAGAUAUCCUGUACCCAACAAAAAUGGCUACCAGAAACUCUCGUUGCAGGUCCAGUUACCAAGUGGUGUGCGGUGUCGGGAUUGUUUGCUCCAGUGGAAAUACAACGCCGGAAAUAGCUGGGGAAGAGACCCAAAAACCGGAGAACAAUGUCUAGGGUGUGGAAACCAAGAGCAAUUUUACGGAUGCGCCGAUAUCGCAAUCGGACAUUCUGACAUACAAGAAGGUCUUUCUCUAAUUACAGGCAAAAACAUGAAGACAUCAAACUCUAUGACGGUUCCUCCUCCACCACCUGACGGCCUUACAUUUGGAGAUCCUUGGGCAUCACGACCAGAUCAACAAGGCGAUCCUCUUGUAACUCAGUCCUUUGUGCGAGCAACAGAGCAAGGGGUUAUUAUGUACAAAGACUUUGAGGAGUUUCGAAGAAGGUUUAAAAACAGUAGAAUCCAACCAUGCGUAUGUCAUUCCUGCGUUGGAUCUACUUGUGUGUGCGAAUGCUUUUCCAGCGGAAGCACUUCUGUGGUCACUACAUGGUAUCAGCGUUUAUAUAUGAUGUUGAUAGCCAUAGUCACGUGCUUAGUGACGUAUUAUGUGAAUAGGAAUUGAUUAUUCAGUUAUUCUCAAUUCUAGUUAUGAAAGUUUGACAGGAUGUGCCAAAUCUGACUAUGCAAGAAUCAAGACUUAUAUUGAAUACUGAAAUCUUAACAUGUGGAAUUAUGAAAAUGAGCACGAAGGAAAUGUGUUUGAAAUGGUGCUGGAUAAGCAUAAUGAAUUU
Ylistrum balloti is the source of this 1264-nucleotide messenger RNA. RefSeq lists its product as uncharacterized. The transcript has 3 exons. The record is from RefSeq and is a predicted model, not a curated record. Lineage: Eukaryota; Metazoa; Mollusca; Bivalvia; Pectinida; Pectinidae. The coding region runs from base 49 to 1095 and encodes 348 amino acids.